AUGGGGAAGGAUCAGGAACUGCUGGAAGCUGCUCGCACAGGCAAUGUGGCUCUGGUGGAGAAACUCCUCUCCGGGAGGAAAGGAGGGAUCCUGGGCAGUGGAUCUGGAGCUAUUCCCUUAUCCAGCUUACUGAGCAUCUGGCGAGGACCAAAUAUAAACUGCACAGACAGCUCAGGCUAUACUGCUCUGCAUCAUGCAGCUUUAAAUGGACACAAGGAUAUAGUUCUCAAAUUACUUCAGUAUGAAGCAUCAACUAAUGUGGCAGAUAAUAAAGGUUAUUUUCCUAUUCACUUGGCUGCUUGGAGAGGAGAUGUAGACAUUGUGAAGAUUCUUAUUCAUCAUGGACCAUCACACUCCAGAGUGAAUGAACAGAACAAUGAAAAUGAAACAGCACUGCAUUGUGCAGCUCAAUACGGUCAUUCAGAAGUAGUCGCUGUUCUAUUAGAAGAGCUCACAGACCCUACAAUAAGGAACAACAAACUAGAAACACCACUGGAUCUGGCAGCACUUUAUGGACGUCUGCGUGUUGUAAAAAUGAUCAUCAAAGCCUAUCCAAACCUGAUGAACUGUAAUACAAGAAAACACACUCCUUUGCAUCUUGCUGCACGUAAUGGCCACAAAGCUGUUGUACAGGUGCUUCUGGAGGCUGGAAUGGAUGUCAGCUGCCAAACAGAAAAAGGGAGCGCUCUACAUGAAGCAGCCCUGUUUGGAAAGGUGGAGGUAGUACGCAUUUUGCUUGAAACAGGAAUUGAUACCAACAUAAAGGACAGUCUGGGUAGGACGGUUUUAGAUAUUCUUAAAGAACAUCCAUCUCAGCAGUCACUCCAAAUUGCAGCUCUACUUCAAGAGUAUAUGGAAACAGGAAAUGCAAGUAUUUCAGAGGAACGUCCACUGGAAUGCGCAGAGCACCAGUCUUGUGUUUUGUCCCCAGAAGUUCCUUCGUCUCCAAAGGCUAAAAGUGAAGCUGUGACUGGAGAAUUAUCAAAGCUCUUAGAUGAAAUCAAAUUGUGUCAAGAAAAGGAAUACUCUUUUGAAGAUCUGUCUCAUACAAUAUCAGAACAUUAUCUGGACAAUUUUAGUAAAGUAUCAGAGGAAGAACUUAUGACCAGUGGAAGCCAAACCAAGCUUAAUGUAAGACCUUCAUCAACAAGUUUAUCCCCAAGAGAGGAAGAUGAUGAUGAUGCAGGUGAAAAUACUUGUGGUCCUUCAGGUUUAUGGGAGGCCUUGACACCUUGUAAUGGAUGCAGGAACCUUGGAUUUCCCAUGCUUGCACAGGAAUCUUAUUCAAAGAAGAGAGGUUAUGCAUUGGAAGCAAUACCCUCUGUACCUCUGGAUGCAGUUCCUUCAGAAAAUGAUAGCAGUCUUUGUGAUUCAAUAGACAUAGCAGUGACCAAAAAACCUUGUUCCCUAGAGAUAGCAAGAGUUCCUUCCUCAAGACCAGAUAAUGCACCUCAGGUAGCAAUUACCGCACCAGGAUCUGGUAACCAUAGAAACAGCUCUACAGGCCCAACACCUGACUGCUCUCCUCCAUCACCAGACACUGCACUUAAAAACAUAGUGAAAGUUAUACGUCCUCAGCCCAAGCAGCGCACAUCAAUAGUAUCUUCUCUGGAAUUUCAUCGAAUGAAUCACAGCCACAAUUAUUUUGAAAUCAACUCAUCCAUUGGCUGUCCAAGUUUUAUUUCUGCUCCUGCAAUCAGUCCAGCUAAUUAUUCCUUUGGAUCUCUGGCAUACAAGAAUUUAGAAACAUGACAUGUUAUUUCACCUUACCCAUGUAAUUCUCACAGUCACCCCACUGAACAGUUUGCAGGUUUACUUCACGGAUCAUCACCUGCAUGUGACCCACCUGAUAAUCCUCUCCAGCUGUACAGCAAAGCGAGCCAGUGCAGCGCUCCCCUAGAGAAAAGCAUUCUGAGCAAGAGCACAGCACAGCAGAUCCACCUACGGAAAGAAAGCAACACUGAUCCUCCUGUUAAGAAAAAAAAGCCACCAGUUGUAAACAGAACCAUAUUUCACACUAAAGCUAAGCCAGUAGAAAAUCAUACCUUGGUUGGCACGUCAGCGAGGAUAAGUGAACAAUGGGUUAUUACCACUGGGGGAUUUGUGGAGCGGGCGUGCACACUUGGGAGAAUAAGAUCUUUACCAAAGACUUUGCUUGAAAUGCAUUUGUGCAAAAAUGUUUCAAAAUCUGAUUCUAAUCUUAUCACCCACCCACCAAAUGACAAAAAGGCAAGAAGCAACUGGAGUGAACCCACACCAAGCCAGCAGACCUCCAAAGGGAAUUCGGAGAGAACACCUUCCUUCACAUCAGAAUGGGAAGAAAUUGAUAAAAUCAUGAGUUCAAUAGAUGCUGGAAUUAAUACUGGACUGGGGGAGAUGAGUGAUCACACUAAAAGACCCCGAUGCCCUGUCCAGACAGUGGGACAAUGGUUGGAAAAUAUUGGGCUACCUCAGUAUGAGAACCACUUGCUGGCUAAUGGAUUUGACAAUGUGCAAUUUAUGGGAAGCAACGUAAUGGAGGACCAGGAUCUCUUGGAAAUAGGAAUCCUUAACUCCGGACACAGACAGAGAAUACUUCAAGCAAUCCAGCUUCUCCCAAAGAUGAAGCAGAUUGGUCACGAUGGCUACAACCCCACCUCUGUAGCUGAAUGGCUGGAUUCCAUUGAACUGGGUGACUAUACCAAAUCCUUUCUAAUUAAUGGCUAUACAUCAAUGGACCUUGUGAAAAAAAUCUGGGAGAUUGAAUUAAUUAAUGUCUUAAAAAUUAGUCUGAUUGGCCACCGAAAACGUGUUUUGGCAUCUUUGGGAGACAGGCUUCACGAAGAUCCUCCUCAGAAACCACCUCGGUCAAUAACCCUCAGGGAACCCAGUGGUAACCACACUCCUCCUCAGUUGUCUCCAUCACUUAGCCAAAGCACUUUCACUACUGGUGGCUCCCUGGACGUUCCCCACAUUAUCAUGCAGGGUGAUGCAAGGAGAAGAAGAAAUGAAAACUAUUUUGAUGAUAUUCCCCGGUCAAAGCUGGAGAGGCAGAUGGCACAGACAGGAGACUGGGGAGAGCCUUCAAUUACCUUGCGACCUCCAAAUGAAGCCACAGCAUCAACACCUGUGCAAUAUUGGCAACAUCAUCCAGAGAAACUCAUCUUCCAGUCAUGCGAUUAUAAGGCAUUUUAUUUAGGUUCUAUGCUGGUAAAAGAGUUAAGAGGAACAGAGUCAACACAGGAUGCAUGUGCAAAGAUGAGGGUAAACUGUGAAAAGUCUACAGAACAAAUGAAGAAAGUACCAACCAUUGUCCUGUCUGUCUCAUACAAGGGAGUCAAAUUUAUUGAUGCAACAAAUAAGAAUAUUAUCGCUGAACAUGAAAUCCGUAACAUUUCCUGUGCUGCACAAGACCCUGAAGACCUUUCUACAUUUGCGUACAUCACUAAAGACUUGAAGACCAAUCACCACUACUGUCAUGUAUUCACUGCAUUUGAUGUGAAUUUAGCUUAUGAAAUCAUUCUUACGCUAGGACAAGCAUUUGAGGUGGCCUAUCAGCUUGCACUACAAGCACGAAAAGGGGGCCAUUCUUCAACCCUUCCAGAAAGCUUUGAAAAUAAACCCUCCAAGCCUAUUCCCAAACCACGUGUUAGUAUUCGGAAGUCAGUGCAGAUAGAUCCGUCUGAGCAAAAGACUCUUGCGAACCUCCCAUGGAUUGUUGAACCCGGACAAGAAGCAAAAAGAGGCAUUAAUACCAAGUAUGAAACUACAAUUUUCUGA
Calypte anna (Anna's hummingbird) is the source of this 3759-nucleotide messenger RNA. It is a transcript of the gene ANKS1B, whose product is annotated as ankyrin repeat and sterile alpha motif domain containing 1B. The record is from RefSeq and is a predicted model, not a curated record. Gene Ontology annotation, cellular component: cytosol. Gene Ontology annotation, molecular function: protein binding. The transcript is spliced from 28 exons. NCBI's taxonomy places the organism in Eukaryota, Metazoa, Chordata, Aves, Apodiformes, Trochilidae.